This is a messenger RNA of Leptinotarsa decemlineata (Colorado potato beetle), 925 nucleotides long. Its product is annotated as ATP-binding cassette sub-family C member 4-like. Gene Ontology annotation, cellular component: membrane. NCBI's taxonomy places the organism in Eukaryota, Metazoa, Arthropoda, Insecta, Coleoptera, Chrysomelidae. The record is from RefSeq and is a predicted model, not a curated record. Gene Ontology annotation, molecular function: ABC-type transporter activity; ATP binding. Gene Ontology annotation, biological process: transmembrane transport.
UGCAAAUUUUGAGUUGAGUUUGAGAACUCCCCAGUUACCACACUUUACGAAUACAUGUAUUCAUUUCUAAUCGACCUUCAUGUUGAACGAAUAAGUGAUUGUUGGAAAAAUUACAUCAAUGUGAAAACUAGCUAGCAACCUAUAGAAUCAUGAACUUGUAUACAAGAACAGAACGGAAAAAGAAUCCUCGAGAAAACGCAAAUUUUUUCUCAAUUGUUACAUUCACUUUUACAUUUCCACUGUUCAGAAAAAGUCUCAAGAGAGAUUUGGAAGACAAUGACAUUUAUGAUGUUUUGCCCAACUUUUCUUCCAAGAAACUGGGAGAAAAACUUGAACAGAUCUGGAAUCGGCAGCAGAAGAAAACUAAACAGCCUUCUUUAUACAGGGCUUUGUUUUACUGCUUUGGAAGACAAUAUUUUCUUCUAGGACUUAUGCAGUUGAUUGUCAAAAUAGCUCUGAUAUUUAUACAACCAGCGAUAAUGAGCAAAAUACUUGCACACUUCCAACCAGCCGAUGCUAGGCCAACUGAGUCCGACCUCUACAUCUAUAUAGUUCUGUUGAUUGGUCUAAACGUAUCGGAAAUAAUAUACUAUCAGAACUACUAUCAGUUUGUAACGGAAGAGGGCAUCAAAAUCAGAACAGCCCUCACAGCUCUGAUCUACAGGAAAGCUCUGAGGCUUGGCUCUCAUCAUCUGACUGAAACUACCAUGGGAAAAGUUGUGACUCUAAUCACCAAAGAUGUGUUUGCUUUCGAACAGUUGGUUGUACUCUUGAAUGAUGCUUGGAUAUACCUCAUAGAAGCCAUGGUUGUUUGUUAUCUGAUAUACUCAAGGAUAGGAGUUUCUGUAUUCUCUGGUACUGGUUUUUUGUUGGCGAUGUUUCUGGUUCAAUGUGAGUGUUUCCUCUGAACAUUUUUCUAAUGAAC